Molecule: messenger RNA, 1175 nt
Organism: Tetrahymena thermophila SB210
Lineage: Eukaryota; Ciliophora; Oligohymenophorea; Hymenostomatida; Tetrahymenidae
Product: cyclic nucleotide-binding domain protein, putative
Exons: 11
Biological process (GO): nucleocytoplasmic transport; activation of GTPase activity
Cellular component (GO): nucleus; cytosol; perinuclear region of cytoplasm
Molecular function (GO): small GTPase binding; GTPase activator activity
Source: RefSeq, a predicted model, not a curated record
AUGGGGCCUCCUCUUUACCUCCUAUCAGAUUUGGCCCUUCCCUCCUACCAAGGAGACCGCUGGAUUCGAACCCCCGAUAUCACUGCUAAGACCCUCCGACUCGCCCACUCGAGUCGCUUAGCCCUUGAAAUUGGUGAUGAAGGUGCAUCAAGCUUAAGUUCUGCCUUAGGAAAUUGCAUUAAUCUCUCUAAUUUGACACUUGAACUUGGUUAAAAUUAAAUUGGUGUAAAGGGUGCAUCAGGCUUAGGUUCUGUUUUAUCAAAUUGCAUUAAUCUCUCAAAUUUGACACUUGAUCUUGGUGGCAAUCAAAUUGGUGGAAUGGGUACAUCAGGCUUAGGUUCUGGUUUAUAAAAUUGCAUUAAUCUCUCAAAUUUGACACUUGAUCUUGGUAGCAAUUAAAUUGGUGAUGAAGGUGUAUCAGGCUUAGGUUCUGCUUUAGCAAAUUGCAUUAAUCUCUCAAAUUUGACACUUAACCUUUAUUUCAAUUAAAUUGGUGAUGAAGGUAUAUCAGGCUUAGGUUCUGGUUUAGCAAAUUGCAUUAAUCUCUCAAAUUUGACACUUAAUCUUGGUGACAAUCAAAUUGGUGGAAUGGGUGCAUAAAGCUUAGAUUCUGGUUUAGCAAAGUUCAUUAAUCUCUCAAAUUUGACACUUAACUUUUAUCGCAAUUAAAUUGAUGAUGAAGGUGUAUCAGGCUUAGGUUUUGGUUUAGCAAAGUGCAUUAAUCUCUCAAAUUUGACACUUUAACUUUCUUUCAAUAAAAUUGGUGGAGUGGGUGCAUCAAGCUUAGGUUCUAGUUUAGCAAAAUGCAUUAAUCUCUCAAAUUUGAAACUUAAUCUUGGGUUUAAUUUAAUUGGUAACGUAGGUGCAUCAGGCUUAGGUUCAGGUUUAGCAAAUUGCAUUAAUCUCUCAAAUUUUAAAAUUAAUCUUGGUUAUAACUAUAUGAAUGAAUCAUAAAAAUUUAAAGCAAUAAGCAAGUGUCUUAAAUCAAAAAGGUUAGUUGUCUUUAAAAAAAAAAUAUGGUGAUAAAUAUGUGGGAAAAAAAUGAUGAAUAAAUAUUAAAUGUUUGAAUAAUUGAAUAUUAUAUGUUAUAAUAAAUAAUAUUUUGAAAAAGUAUUUUCCACUUAAAUAUAGAAAAAGCAAGAUACCAUUCAAAAAUUUCGUCGUUUAGAUGUCAC